UCAAUGCCUCUCUGAAACCCUCGUCUUCCAUUUCUACGGCGAUCAGCAACAGAUCGGCGGGAGUGAAGGUAGCGGCGGCAGAACACCAUGGUGCACGUCUGUGUUUAUCGCAACUAUGGCAAGACUUUUAAGAAGCCACGACGCCCUUACGAGAAGGAGCGUCUUGAUGCUGAGUUGAAGCUCGUUGGAGAAUACGGUCUUAGGUGUAAGAGAGAGCUGUGGAGGGUUCAGUACGCACUGAGCCGUAUCAGAAACAACGCAAGGAUGCUUUUGACUCUUGAUGAGAAGGACCCGAAACGUAUUUUCGAGGGUGAAGCUCUUCUAAGGAGGAUGAAUAGGUAUGGUUUGCUGGACGAGAGCCAAAGCAAGCUCGAUUACGUCUUGGCACUCACUGUCGAGAACUUCCUCGAGCGUCGCCUCCAAACCCUUGUGUUCAAGGCGGGUAUGGCUAAGUCUAUUCACCAUGCCAGAGUACUCAUCAGGCAAAAGCAUAUCAGGGUUGGGAGGCAGGUUGUGAACGUGCCGUCAUUUAUGGUGAGAAUGGACUCGCAGAAGCACAUUGACUUCUCUCUGACAAGCCCGUUCGGAGGUGGCCGCCCAGGUAGGGUGAAGAGAAGGAACCAGAAAUCGGCAUCCAAGAAGGCGUCUGGCGGUGAUGGAGACGAAGAUGAUGAAGAAUGAGUGAGUGAGGUGUAAGUGUUCGAUUUAUUUACUUGUUUAAUGUUACUUUCGAGAAGCAGCAUUUUCUCAUUCCAUUUCAUCUGCUGCUUAUGUAGUGACUGUGUCAUGUUUUGAAACUAUCGGUGCUUUUUUUCUUAGAUAAUUUAUGGAUUAUGAUGAAUUCUUAUGCUCUGUUUCUUUAUAUGUGUUGUUUUUGUUGAGAGACUUGUAUUGAAGUUAAGAGUUUUUUAUGGAUUAUGAUGAAUUCUUA
This is a messenger RNA of Erythranthe guttata (spotted monkey flower), 931 nucleotides long. RefSeq names its product small ribosomal subunit protein uS4y. Lineage: Eukaryota; Viridiplantae; Streptophyta; Magnoliopsida; Lamiales; Phrymaceae. Gene Ontology annotation, biological process: ribosomal small subunit biogenesis; translation. Gene Ontology annotation, molecular function: structural constituent of ribosome; rRNA binding. Gene Ontology annotation, cellular component: cytosolic small ribosomal subunit. The record is from RefSeq and is a predicted model, not a curated record.